Messenger RNA from Enterobius vermicularis (human pinworm), 987 nucleotides. Lineage: Eukaryota; Metazoa; Nematoda; Chromadorea; Rhabditida; Oxyuridae. The record is from the annotation of a GenBank genome assembly.
AUGAAAAUAACAAAAACAGUGAUUCGCGUUUUGCAUCCAUAUUAUCGUCUUCGUCCAGACCAGUGGGGAUGGCAAAAUUCAAUACGACACAAUUUGAGCCUUCAUGACUGUUUUGUAAAGCUGCCGUUGAAACAAACGUCUGCAAGCGGCGUAAUGGGUCAUUUUUGGACUGUGAUCCCCGAGCUCGGUGAUAAGCAAACUCUAAGACGUAGAAAUCGUGGCGGGGCACGUGGAGGUAAUCGAAAUGCGGCAUCCGCGAAUUUAUCGUCAGCCAAUAACCAUACAAAUAAUGAUCGAUGUGGGAAAGGGAAUGACAAGAAUUCACAACUGUUGAAUAAAGAUGGAAAUAGUGUUAGUUCUGAUACAAAUCUUAGCGAUCAAAGUGCAAGAUGCAGUCCAGAAACAACUUCGAUUAGCCCUUCAUCUACAAGCGGUUUGAAAAGUCCUUCCGUUAUAGAUCAACAGCAGCUUAAUACAGCUUUACUUAAGCCGUUUCCAUCAUAUCUGAAUGCGUCAAAUGGCACAAAUAAAACAACUUCGUCAACUACCAGUCCAGUUGAAGCAGCAGCCACUUUGUCAAAACUUCAAUCAGCAUUGUCCAACGCUAUGGUAUCGGCUUCGCUGAAUAACAGUUCUAGCUUGGAAACGUUGUUCAAUAGCGAAGAAUAUAAACUGUAUGCGCAACAACUUAUUAACGCAUACAUGUAUCAACAGGUGGGGGAUUCAUGCUAUGCAUUAAUGGCAUCACUACAACAACUUGCUGAAUUGGCACCACACGUCACUCCUGCUCUGACAGCCGCUGCUGCUGGAUACACACCAACCAACCUGCCUUCGCCGGCUGCAGUUGCAGCAACAGCUGCAAUAAAUCCUCCUGCAGUCUCAACACCUCAACUCUCUUCGCCAACUGCAACAGCAGCUUCACCGUCGCUUUUAAAUGGCUUAAAUUUACCAGUGAAAAGUGAGCCGCAAUCAUCGUUCAUGAUAUAA